This is a messenger RNA of Coturnix japonica (Japanese quail), 1610 nucleotides long. NCBI's taxonomy places the organism in Eukaryota, Metazoa, Chordata, Aves, Galliformes, Phasianidae. The record is from RefSeq and is a predicted model, not a curated record.
AUGCACAGAAUCCACUAUAUUGACCUCAAACCCCUUCCCCAGAUUGAAAACCAGGAAAAGAGCAAGAAAAGAAAAAAAGUGCAAAUCAUACGAACAAAUGGAGCCCACAGCUCUGGGGAGGAGGAAGGAGAAGAGAGAGGAAAUUUCCACGCAGCCCCGAAGCGAAUCACGCUGCGAUCCCCGCGCCCGGCCUCCCCGCACGGCCGGUGGGAGCGGGGCGGGCGCCCGGCGGGGGAGGCCCGGCGGCUCCGGGCGCAGCACCCGGCCCGGCCCGGCCCCUGCCCCGCGCCCCCGGCCCGUGAGGCGCCACCCCGCGCCCUGCCCGCCCGCCCGGCCCGGGCCAUUCCUCGCGCCGCCCCGGCCCGGCGCGUCCCCCCGCCGCCAGGGCCGGCCCGGGGGGGUGGGCUGAGGCCUGCGCCGUCCCGGCGAAGCCUCGGCGCUCUGGUAGGCAGAGCGGCUCGGCUCCCCCCCCUCCUCCUCCUCCUCCUCGCCUCUCCCUCCUUCCUUCCCCGGCCCGGCCUUCGGCUCGCACUCACCCGCCUUCCUCGUCCCUGCCCGGCCCGCGGAGCGUGUGCGCGGCUCUCCCUGCGCGGCACUGCCCGACGGCGGCGGCGGUGGCGGCCGGGCCGGCGGGGGCGGGCGGUGGGUGAGCGUGCGGGGAAGGAGGAGAGGGGAGAAGGAGGAGGAGAAGGGUGGGGAGGGAAGGCGAGAGAAGGCGACGAGAAACGCGGGGAGAAAACCGCAGCGGCGCUCCCGGGGCGGGACCUGUGGCGGCGGGUCGGCCGGGCGCUCGGGCGGCUGCUCCGACGACCUUUAGGCGAGAGACGCGGAAUCUCCGAGCUCGGGGCGCUCCGCUGCCAGCCCGGCCACCAUCUUACAUUAGGGAGACUUGCCCUGGACGCCGCCUCUCCUGCGCUUGCGCCGCCGGCAGUGGGCGGUGAGCAACGGCGGGGGGCGGCCGCGGGACGGAGAGCGACGGCGACGGCGCGGGGCGCGAUGGGAGUUGUAGGCGGCUCCGCCGGGACGAGCGCGGACCGUUCGCUGCCGCCGCCGGGGAGAGUCGGAGAGUCCCGGGCCGGUACUGCGGCACGUCCCCCCGCUGCUCCGUACGGACAAGGCACCGGGCCGGGUAUCACGGCUCCGCUCGAAGCAGAAAGCGGCGACACGGGAACUGGUCUGGAAAGACUCCCUAAGAAAUCAUAGCCAUAUCCAGAAGGAAAACUUUUCAGAGCCUGUUUUUGUGGAAAUAGCCUUGUAUAUCAGGCAGAAAGACAAAUGCUUUGGAUCGUGCUUUUCUCGAUUAUUUUGGCUGAGGCGGAUGCUUUUUCCCACAUUUGCCAUCUGCCAGGAUAAAACAACGUCAAGGUAAGCCACCCAAAAUGCACCAUCAAAUCUUCCUUAAAAAUAAGGCCACCUCAUUUUCAGGUGUUUUACAUAGCUUAGUGUCUUUGUGUAGUUAUGUUCUAAAUACACAUACUAGCAAACCUUUUCUCAGAGUCUUAGAAUGUCAGUACCUCAGGCUUCUCUUGGGCCGGACUUCACCGCAACUUCUUGUCUCUGCAGACAGACUAUGCAUUAAAUAAAAGAGUGAGAUGCGUAAAAAAAAAGAA